UCUUUUCGCGAUACGGCUAUCGAUAAGCGGCGCCGGUAGGGGCGGGGCAGCACUGCAGCACAGCGCGCUCCGCUCGUCUCUCCGGUACAUUUCCCGUUCAUACGCACGCACGCACGCUCUUCGCGCGGGUGUACUGCGAGCGAGCGAGCGAGGCGGUCCGGAGCCCAUGCCUUCUUCAUCCGUCAGGGCUCUGUCUCCCUAGCACCACACACAUCGGUUAGCAGGAAGGGAAGGCUCGGUCGGCGCAAACGCGCGUCCCCGAUGGAAUUCCAGUCUGUGACCUCCGCUAUCACCGGGCGGAGAGCGGGGGGGCGGCCAACGGAGAGCAGGAGAGCCCCGCUGCUUUACUACCGAAUGUUUCCACCCAACCGGUCGCGCUGCUGCUGCUGCUGCUGUUCCCGCGUGAGGGGUCCGUGUGUGUCGACAUAGGAGGAGGAGGGAUGAAUGAGAUGCGAGGCGAGUAAAAGUUGAUCGGUUUUUUUUUCCGGGGAGAUCGUUCAGCGUCAACGGCAGGAUUAUUCCCACUAUCGCCCCCCAGUCUGGGAAGUUCCCUUGGGGGUUAUGGCUUCAGGCGCCGGUAAGGCUGCACAGUCCCCCGGGCCGGGAUCCACGGUGAACGGGACUGCGGCAGAGUUCCCGAAGGCUGACCACGAGCUGUACGACGACCAGAUGCAGAUCAAGAUGUGCAAGAAGAUAGCGCAGCUCACGAAGGUGAUUUACUCGCUGAACAUGAAGAACGAGGAGCAGGAGUCCGCCCUGCAGUCCCUGACCUACGCCCACCAGCAAGAGCUGCACCGCAUCGUCAUGGAGACCUGCAACGAGGGGGAGGGCUCUCUGCUGAGGACACGCCUCCUGGAGCUCCAGGAGUCCCUGGACCAGCAGCAGAGGGUCGGGGCCCAGAUGCAGGCCGACUUUGAGUGUUUCCGGGCGCAGCGUGAGGAGAGGGAGCGCGAGAGCGAGGGGGAGCUGAGGAAGGAGUUCGAGGAGAAGCUGCGGCUGGCGGACGAGGAGCUCCAGGCCGCCCGGACCCAGCUGGGCUCCGCCCGCGACGAGAGCCAGCGCCUGGGCCAGGACCUGCAGGCGGCCGGCGAGCGCGUCCGGGAGCUGGAGGCCCGGUGCGACCAGCUCCACCGGGCCGAGGGGGAGAGGAAGAGCGAGGAGGAGGAGGAGAAGGCGCACGCCCAGGAGGAGAGGAGGAAGGAGGAGCGGGAGGACUCGGAGCGGCUCAACGCUCUGGCGGGGGAGGUGCGGGCGCUGACGGAGGAGAAGGAGCGGGCGGAGGCGGAGAGGCGCCGGGCCGUGAGGGAGGAGAAGGAGGCGUGGGAGACGCGGGUGAACGCUCUGAACGAGGAGAAGGACGAGGUCCGGCGGAGGGUGGAGGCGGAGCGGCGGGAGGAGCGCCGCCGGUGGGAGGAGCGGGAGGAGGAGGAGAAGAAGGGCAUGCACAGCGCGCUGAGGGAGCGCGUGAAGAGGGCUGAGGCGGAGGCGGAGGGACACCUGGAGAGGCUGGGCGAGGGCAAGCGGGGCGCGCUCAAGCUGCAGGAGAGGAUCCAGGACCUGGAGGAGGAGCUUGAGCUGGGGCGGAGGCGUGUCUCUGAGGCAGAGGGCGGGGCUAAGCGUGCAGAGGAGGAGCUUGCCGUGGCCAAGGAGAGGCUACUGCUGCAGGAGGAUGAACUGCAAAGCACAGCAGAGGAGUUGCUGAGCCGCGGGGGCUGCCAGGUGUGUGUGUGUGCGGAGCUGGAGGAGGUGCAGAACCAGCUGAGUCGGCUUCAGAGUCGGAACAGAGAGCUGGAGCUGCAGAGCAACGGCAAGAAGAGCGACCAGGCCCGGCAGAUACGCCAGCACGCCGAGGCCCUGUCCAGCCUGCGCUCGGAGAUGGUGCGCGCCCAGACGGAGGAGCUGCGGCGCGUGCAGAAGCACGCGGACAACGAGCGGGACAAGCUGCAGAAGGAGCUGGAGCGCGAGCGCGACGCCCUGCAGCGGGAGCGCGAGCACGAGAAGGAGCAGACGGAGAAGGAGCGCCACCGGCUGCGCAAGGACCGCGACGAGGAGAAGCAGGCGCUGCUCAAGGAGGCGGAGGAGCGGCGGGAGCGGCAGCGGCGGGAGGCGGACGAGGAGGCGGAGCGCCUGCGGAUGGAGACGGAGGUGGAGCGGGUGCGCGUGCGCUCGCAGCUGGACGGCCACCGGGAGCAGCUGGAGGCGGAGAAGGGCCGGCUGCAGCAGGCGCUGGAGGCGGAGAAGCAGCGGCUGUGGGAGAAGGCGGAGGAGGACCGGCGGCGGCUGAAGGAGCAGGUGCGGCGGGCCAUCGAGGAGGUGAUGAGGAGGCACGCCGCCGAGCUGCAGUGCGUGCAGGAGGCGCUGAGCUCCGAGAGGAAGACCAACCAGGAGGUGUGCGCUCGUCUGGAGGAGGAGAGGAGGAGCAACGGGGAGAUGCGGCGCGGGCUGGAGAGAGAGAGGGAGGACCUGAGAUCACAGCUGCAGGACGCCACCAACGAGUCCCGCCGGCUGGAGUCUGCGCGGAAGGAGGCGGAGACCAAGACGCCGGGCGCGGAGGAAGCCCCGCCCACCUGCGGCCCCGGCUGCUCGCGGCUGAAGGAGGAGCUGCAGCAGGCUCAAAGCCGAUUGUCCCGCGUGCAGCAGGACGGGGACAAGCACCGGGAGCGGCAGCAGAAGGAGCUGGGGACCCUGAGGGCCGACCGGCACCGGCUGGAGGAGAAGGUUCUGGAGCACAGCCGGCUCAACACCGAGAGGAGCCUGCUGGAGCAGAGCCAGCGCAAGACCGAGGACAAGAUCAGGGCGGAGUGCGAGGAGCGUCUGCGGGCGGAGUUCCGGAUCGAGCUGAACGCGGCGGUGGCGGAGGGAGAGCAGCGCUGGGCUGGCCGCGAGGAGGAGCUGCAGAGCCAGGUGGAGGAGCUCAGGGGCCAGGUGGAGGGGCCCCAGAGCCCGCAGGCCGAGAAGAAGAGGGCGGGUCUAGGUGAUGACUGCCAUGGCAACCCUGAGAUUGACAGGCUGAGGAAGGAGGUCCAGGACACCAAGGAUAUCAACAAGAAACUUAGAGAUCAGCUGCAGGGCCCGCACACGCAGUCCCUGGCAGAGGAGAGGCACAGCCACGCCAUGUCGCUGCAGGCCCUGGAGAGGCUGGCGAAGGACGACCUGCAGUCGGAGAGGAGCCGGCUGCAGACGCUCCACCAGCUGCAGCUAGAUAAGCAGCGUGCAGAGCUGACCCAGCAGCACACAGAGUGGAGCCGGCAGAUGACCCAGAGACACAUGCAGCAGAUAGAGGACCUGCAGGCCGAGCUGCAGACCCACACACAGAUGAUGGCCCUGCAGCAGGACCUGAAGCAGCAGAACCAGUGGCAGGUGUUUGAGCGCCAGCUGGAUGAGAGUGGCUGUCUGGUGCUGGAGCUGCAGAGGGAGAACGCAACGCUGAGGGAACAGCUCAAGGAAAGGGCCAUCCUGGAAAAAUCCGAGACGGAGGAGAAGGAGAAGGAGAAGGCGGAGUCGCUGAAGCAGCGAGACGCGCAGCUGGAGGAGGAGGCCCAGCGGCUGAAGGAGGAGGUGGAGAAGCUCCGGGUGGAGAUGGAGAAGCUGGAGGAGUCCCAGAAGAACUGGGAGGACAGGAAGGAGGAGGAGACCAAGGAGGAGGAGGACGAGCUGCGGAAGAAGGAGGAGCACGAGCGCAGGCGGGGUGAGGUGGAGGAGAUCCGGAGGAAGCACAGGAAGGAGCUGCAGAGUCUGGCCUCCGAGUACAGCAGCGCCCAGACACAGCUGCAGGCCCGCAUCGCCGCCCUGGAGACGGAGCUCCGGGAGCGGGAGGACAGGUGCAGGAAGAGAGAGAGCCGCUUCGACGACCUGCAGUUAGGACGGCUUCAGGACAGGCUGACCGAGAGAGACGAGCUCAUCAAGCAGCUAGUGGACGAGCGCCACCUGCUGCAGGUGCACCCCCCGGAGUCCGGGGACAACGGCAGAGAGAGCGCCUGGCUCCGCGAUAAGCCCCGCCCCGGCAGCAGCACGCCCACCAUGGGGAGGAAGCAACCGGAGGAGCCGCCGCCGCGCCUGGGCUCCGCCCCCGCCGCCGCCGCCUCCUCCUCCUCCUUCGACCGGGUCCUCUUCCCGCCGCACUCGGCCUCCCCGCCGCUGACGCAGCGCGCCUCCUCCACCCUCCCGCACUCCUCCGCCUCCCACCCCCACUACUCCACCUCCUCGCUGCCGCACAAGCACACGCCGCUCUCCCUGGGGCCGCACGCCUCGCCCUCGCUGCCCCGCUCGGGGGCCCGCGCGCAGCGCAGCUCCUGCACCCCGCCCACCCCGGCGCCCACCGCCCCGCUGCCCGUCUGCCCCUCCCCCCAGAUGGGCAUCCGCUACGUCAAGCCAUCGUCGUCCCGGGAGACGCGCCCGCACCCGCCGCAAGGCCAGCACGCCAGGGGGUCCUACCUUGAGAGCAGAGGUGGCGGCGGGACGGAGGGGGUGAAGCAGGAGUGGUACACCAAAUACUUCUCCUUCUGA
Gadus chalcogrammus (walleye pollock) is the source of this 4506-nucleotide messenger RNA. RefSeq names its product family with sequence similarity 184 member B (gene fam184b). Bases 562 to 4506 code for a protein of 1314 amino acids. The record is from RefSeq and is a predicted model, not a curated record. The transcript is spliced from 18 exons. Lineage: Eukaryota; Metazoa; Chordata; Actinopteri; Gadiformes; Gadidae.